Molecule: messenger RNA, 975 nt
Organism: Nematocida minor
Lineage: Eukaryota; Fungi; Microsporidia
Exons: 1
Coding region: 1-975 (324 amino acids)
Source: RefSeq, a predicted model, not a curated record
AUGAACAUUUCUGCCGUGGACACGUACAGAGACAUUCUGAAAAGCAAUGUGCUUUCUUUAUCGUCUGCGCCCAUUGAGUCAGUGGAUAGCGUGGUUAUCUCGAUCACAGAUCUAAUAUCAGACGCCAAGGACAUUGUUUUCUCUCCUGACGAGUUUCUGUCUCUCAUUUCGCUUUUCAACCAGAGGCCAACAUACUUCAUUAUUGUUUCUAUUUUCAAAAUACUCCUGAAAGCGAAACUAGACACAGAACAAACCCUUUUAUUUCUUAACUGUCAUCAGAAACAAAAAUCAGACGAGGGGCCGUACUCGCUAGUCAACUGGUCAUUUCUUGAAAAGUCUGUGGCCAUAAAACACACAUUCAUAACGUUUUUGUGCAAGCUGGUGCUGAACAAUAAAAUAUCUGAGUGUAGGCUGCGUAAUGCACAUUUAUCUGCAAAUGAAGAUGCAGGGUCUUCUGUGCAGAACUCCACUGGCGCAAAAAGAGGCAAUUUGUGCAGCGUCUCUUCAUUUGACGUGAUACAAGUGCUUUUCUUUCUCUUUGACGACGAGAAUGCAGCUGUUCGACUGAAAAGCUAUGAGUGCGCGUGCAGGAUAAUAAAGAAAGAGAAACAAGGAUGGAGCAAAAAAGAAAGAAAAGCCUUCAAAAGAGCGCUAAAAUACUUUGGUGCAAGUAGCCUGAAGCUCCUUAGAGAAGAGUACAGAGAUAAAGUGGAAAAGGAAAAAGAAAUAAAGGUGAGAACAACCAAGCUCAGACAAACCACAAAGAUACACAUAAAGAUGGGCCAGAAAAUAAGAAAAAAAACACCUGCGAUCAGAAUACUCGAUACAAAGACCAACAAGUGUAAAGAGAUUAUCACCUGUCGUAAAAACACAAUAUUCUACAUAAAAGAGCAGCAGUCUAUUGAGCUCACAAUAAGCCACAAAGAAAAGGUUUUAUUUGAGCACACCUGCUCAUCAAAAGGAACACUUUCCUAG